CCGGCGCGGUUCAAGGCGACUCAGAGGGACACCCAUAACCGCCGCCUCCGACCUGUACGGUUCCCGUCGCGCCGCUCACACUAUUUUACUCUUAUAAAAAGACUAAAUAUUGGACCUGUGACCCAAAACGCCACGGCCGCGCGAGAGCGAUGGCGCGGCGCCUCCUCCGCCUCGCCGCAAUCGCCGCCGCCACGGCCCAACAACAAACGCAGACGACGACGACCUUCCAGCAGGGCGCGAAAAAAGAAUGGACCUUCGGCGACAAUCAAUACAAGAAGGUAAGAGACGCCGUGAAACCGAGAACGGGCGGCGGCAUGGAGGACGAGCGCUGGAAGCUCGACGAUCGUUCCGAGUGCUACUCCGGCACGGACGAGUACAUGCUCCGCUCGGUGUUCUGCGACGCCGAGUGCCUCUCGGACAACAAAAAUGAUCCGAGCUGCGCGGGGCCCUGGUACUGCGCGCGCACGAAGGUCUGCGAGGAGUUCCACGACCCCGACAACCGCGAUAACGUCGAUCCAGAAAAUAGAAAAUGUGCGAUUAUUCGCAGCUGCGCGAACCACAGCCAGUGCUACCCGACGGCGGCGGAGCAGAAGGCCAUGGGCAUCUCUACCGUUAACGCGGACCUGUCCAAUUUGGACGACACGCCCUUCAAAUACGAGAUCGCGGGCUUCACGGUCGAGACGACGUGCUGCGUGAACAAGAAGGCGUACAAGCACGACGUGGACAUCCCCUGCAACGCGGCGGCGCGGCGCGGGGUCGCGGGAGCGGCCCUCGUCGCUCUUCUGGGGGUUGCUAUUGUGUAA
Messenger RNA from Pelagomonas calceolata, 803 nucleotides. Lineage: Eukaryota; Pelagophyceae; Pelagomonadales; Pelagomonadaceae. The record is from the annotation of a GenBank genome assembly.